AUGGGUUCGACUAAUGUGGAAAUAGAGCAAAAGGUCAUCGCGGACACUCCGAUUACCAACGACGAGGAAAAUGCGAACUCUUCUGGGAUCAGUUCUCCUGCUGAAAAGGAACUUGAGGAGCAAACAUUCGACACGGGUUUCUCCGCAUGGAUGCAGGUCUUGGGCUCAUUCUUCCUCUUCUUCAACUCAUGGGGCGUGAUCAACACUUGGGGUGCAUACCAAACCUACUACGAGCAAAAUCUGCUAGCCAGCACUUCGUCAUCCACCAUCGCAUGGAUUGGAUCUCUGCAGUCGUUUCUUCUGAUGAUGAUCGGUGUCAUUACGGGUCCUCUUUUCGAUGCAGGCUAUUUUCGCGGGCUGAUCUGCUUCGCCAAUUUCAUGUUGCCCUUCGGCCUGAUGAUGACCAGCAUUUCGACCAAGUACUGGCACCUGAUUCUUGCGCAAGGUAUCUGCGUGGGCCUGGCGGCUGGAUGUCUCUUCGUCCCCUCAGUUGCCCUUCUGCCGCAGUACUUCCGUCGGAAGAGAGGUCUCGCUAACGGUCUCGCUGCCAGCGGUAGCAGCAUUGGUGGUGUGGUCUAUCCCAUCAUGUUCAACCAGCUGCAGAAGAAGGUUGGUUUUCCCUGGGCUACUCGUGCACUUGGAUUCCUCUGCUUCGGAACUAUCCUUAUUUCGUUGAGUAUCAUGCGUAUCCGGUUUGCGCCAAAGGAGAAGCGCAAGCUUUACCAGUUCUCUGCCUUCAAGGACCCCGCAUACUGCCUUUUUACUGCAGCUAUGUUCCUGGGCUUCCUGGGCUUCUACAACUUCCUCUUCUACGUACAGUCCUACGCUAUCGAUACGGGGGUUGUGGAUCAUAACCUGGGCUUCUACCUGGUGUCCAUGCUGAAUGCAGCCUCAACCUUCGGCCGUAUUGGGCCGAACUUCCUCGCCGACCAUCUCGGCCCGCUCAAUAUGCUCACUCCCGCUGUGACCAUCACCUCCAUUUUAGCCUUUGCAUGGAUUGGGGUUCACACAGUUGCCGGUCUCAUUAUUCUCGCUGUUCUAUACGGCUUCUUCUCCGGCGGCUUCGUUUCCCUGCCUCCAGUGGUGAUGGCUAGUAUGACGCCCGAUGUCCGGGACCUCGGAACUCGCCUUGGCAUGGUCUUUGCUGCUACCUCCCUCGGUGUCUUGAUUGGUACUCCAAUUGGUGGUGCGAUCUUGGCCGACACGAACAGGUAUCUUGGUGUCCAAUUGUUCACCGCUUGCUGCCUGAUAGCAUCUGCGUGUCUCAUGGCUACGUUGAGAUUUGUGCGAUCCGGCCCCAGACUUAUGUACAAGGCCUGA
This is a messenger RNA of Penicillium canariense, 1320 nucleotides long. Its product is annotated as MCT family MFS transporter. Lineage: Eukaryota; Fungi; Ascomycota; Eurotiomycetes; Eurotiales; Aspergillaceae. Gene Ontology annotation, molecular function: transmembrane transporter activity. Gene Ontology annotation, cellular component: fungal-type vacuole membrane. The coding region runs from base 1 to 1320 and encodes 439 amino acids. The record is from RefSeq and is a predicted model, not a curated record. Gene Ontology annotation, biological process: transmembrane transport. The transcript is spliced from 2 exons.